CCAACCACCAAACCAGCAACAAGUGGCAUAAUGGACGUGGAGAGCCGUCACCCAUAAAUUUACACGACAGUUGGCUGUCCCUACCAAGUCAGCAGUUUUUCCGGUCCGAUCUUCUCCUUUUCUCUCUCUGCAUUCAGCUCCCCCGAACCUCCGUUUUCGGAUCUGUCUACUACUCUCGUUAAAUCGCAAUCUCAUUCUGCAAAAAUGGACUUCUUGGACUUUCUAUUAGAGAGGUCGUCGACACUAGGUCAACUUUUCAUUACCAUUAAUGUUGUCCUCAUUCUGGCGGCCCUCUAUCUCGAUUUCCGUCGUAAAGACGAGAAACCCGAACCCCCAGCCGGCUGCACCAGACUCGGCAUCGAAGAGCGCCAAUCCAACUUGAGAGAUCAGUUCGACAGCAAGUACAGCCGCGCAUCAUCAUCCGAUGACAGUGACGACUUCAAGGUCAAGGCGCUCUGCGUCUAUCCCAUCAAGAGCUGUGCCCCCGUGGAACUCGGCACUGGCGAAAUCGUCCGUACGGGUAUGAAGUAUGAUCGCCAGUUCGCCUUUGCGCAACUCACCAGUUCCGUUGCGCAAGACGGAAGCUGGAACAUCAACCACCAAUGGACCUUUGUCACCCAGCGACAGUCAGCGGAGAUGGCCAAAGUCCGGGCGGAGCUGUGGGUGCCGGAUCCUUCCUCGCCCACGUACUCGCCGGACGCGGAAUAUGUCAAGAGCGAGGGCUGCAUUGUGGUGUCCUUUCCUUACACCGAGGACAAGCCUGGUUUUAUCGACGCGGUGGAGAGAUUGGGCUAUUACAUCCGCGCGAAGUUGUUCAGGCUGCCCGGCGUUGACAUCAAUGGUCCAAGGAUAUCGUUCUGCAUCCCGUUCAACCCAUCGGAAGACCGAAUCAAGGCCAAGAAGUACCCACGCGAGAAGAUGAAGAUCUGGAACGAGUACCCGGAAGCUCUGAACAUGGGCAGCGAGAUCCCCUCGGAAAUGAACGCGAAACUCAAGUAUGCGCUGGGCAUUUCGAACCAGCUUACUAUCUUCCGCGUCGACCCUGAGCGCUACCGUGACGUCUUCCGCUGUGCGCCCAGGAAGGGUGCUGAAGUUGAUUACCAGCCAGUUGUUGGAUUGGCUGACGCCUAUCCUCUCCAUAUCUUGAACCUUGCAAGUAUACAUGACGUAGCUUCUCGCCUGCCAAAGAAGACAAAGCUUGAUGCCAUUCGGUUCAGAGCCAACAUAUACAUAACCGGCCCAGCGCCCUACGCUGAAGACGCCUGGAAGCGCAUCCGGAUUGGCACACAGCAAUACCACGUUAGCUGCCGGACGGCGCGCUGCACGAUGCCCAACGUGGACCCGACGACGGGGGCGCGCGACCGGCGCGAGCCCUACACCACCAUGGCCGAGUUCCGGCGCAUCGACCCCGGCGCGGGCAAGUUCCCGUGUCUGGGCAUGCAGAUGGUGCCGCUGAGCGGGGAGGCGGGCGAGAUUUGCGUCGGCGACGAGGUCGGCGUCGAGGAAACGGGCGAGCAUUGCUAUAUCCCGCAGGGGUCGGCGGCGUCGUUGUAGUUGUAGGAGAAAGAGGGUGAUGGCUGGGGUGGGGUGAGGUGGAUUUAGUGUGGGGGUUGUAGAGGUUUGUUUUGGGGUUUAUACUGGCUGCGUAGAUGGUUUGUUGACCGCAAUAUUAACUGUUAAUCUUAGACGUGGGAGC
Messenger RNA from Aplosporella prunicola CBS 121167, 1696 nucleotides. RefSeq lists its product as uncharacterized. Bases 205 to 1554 code for a protein of 449 amino acids. Gene Ontology annotation, molecular function: molybdenum ion binding; pyridoxal phosphate binding; catalytic activity. The record is from RefSeq and is a predicted model, not a curated record. The transcript has 3 exons. NCBI's taxonomy places the organism in Eukaryota, Fungi, Ascomycota, Dothideomycetes, Botryosphaeriales, Aplosporellaceae.